Cucurbita maxima (winter squash) is the source of this 852-nucleotide messenger RNA. RefSeq lists its product as uncharacterized. The transcript has a single exon. The coding region runs from base 329 to 775 and encodes 148 amino acids. NCBI's taxonomy places the organism in Eukaryota, Viridiplantae, Streptophyta, Magnoliopsida, Cucurbitales, Cucurbitaceae. The record is from RefSeq and is a predicted model, not a curated record.
CAUUUUUAAAACAUUGAGAAAGGCGAUGAAUGAUUCAUCAAAAUGGGUUGGAUAAGGCUGAAGAACAUUUAAAAAAUUCACCUGUUUGUGAAUCUUCACAAGUCAACUCCGCCAUUAUUUCUAGCUCUCGCCGACGCUUUACGCCAAUUCCCCACACCUGCUCGCUUUCAUCGCCUAAUUUUCUUCCAAAUCAGGCUGCUCCAAUUCCCACUUUUUCCUCUUUUUUUUGAUUUAUUUGAUCCAACUUCGAUUCCCUCCCCUGUAAUCGACCAUCUCUGUUCCCAAAUCUCUCUCAGUAAUUUCAUCGAACACUUUGUGGGCAUUCCAAAUGAGCACCAAAGCGCACAAUCGGAGCAAAUUUAUGCGAUUCGUUACUCUACCCAUCAGAGCUCUUGGUAAGGCCAAGGAUUUGUAUGUACGAAGCAUCAUGGAUUGUGCUCCGAGAGUUAGCCAUGGCUACCCAUCUGGCCAAAUGCCCGUCUUGCCCAAGAGUUACAGCUCGCGAUCCUGCAGAUCCAAUGAAACCGAUGAUUUCAGGGAGCUUGUUAAGGCCGCUUCUGUUAGAAGUAUGGACAUUAAAGAUGUCGACGCCGAUGUUGUUUAUCCACAGAGGGUGAGACAGUCCAAUGGGCUGCCUAAGAGUUGCAGCGUUGGAAUGGGUAGGAUCGAUGAAGAUAGUGCUUGCGAGUUUGAAGAUGGCGUGGAGGAGAAGGGUGAUUUGGUUUAUCCAAGGAGUAGAAGCUACGCUGUGACGAGUACAAAAUCUGGGGCUUGAUUUUCGUUGCCUUUGGUUCGGAGAAUUGUUCCUGAAAUUUAUGAAUAAUUUGGAAACGAAGAGGAGGGAUUUCCGUU